Physeter macrocephalus (sperm whale) is the source of this 1141-nucleotide messenger RNA. RefSeq names its product pentraxin 4 (gene PTX4). The record is from RefSeq and is a predicted model, not a curated record. The coding region runs from base 146 to 1141 and encodes 331 amino acids. The transcript is spliced from 2 exons. NCBI's taxonomy places the organism in Eukaryota, Metazoa, Chordata, Mammalia, Artiodactyla, Physeteridae.
UUAAGGUGUCAGGAGGUACCUGACUCCAAGCCAGAGAGGAAGAAGGAAAACCACUGCCCAGGAGAGGUGGGCAAGUGUGGGGGAGGCAGGAGCUCCAAGCAGAUGGCUUCUCCUGCAGCCAGGGUGCCUCUCGCUCCUUCUCAGAAUGGGCUGCCUGGGGAGGAAAACCCUGCCUUUCUUCCUCAUUUUUGUGCCCAUAUAUCUACGUGGGGCUUUGUUGCAAGAAACCGCACCUGAGAGGCAAAGAAAACCAUUCCUUGAGAGGCUCUGUAGACUAGAAGCAGAGUUUCGGAGGUUCCAAGAGGCAACCCUAAAGCACCUUCAGGGCAUCGCCAGCAGCUACAACCUGUCCUUCGUCAUGGAGGCCUGGUUCCAGAGCCUGGCCCGCGAGAGCCAGGCCGUGGCCCUGGCACUCAACCAGCUGCAGGCCGCCGUGCAGGGUGACCUGGGCCACCUCAAGACCUGGGUGCAGAAGACUCAGUGCAGAGGCCAGAAGGUGGACAACAGGCUGCUAGCCUUGGGCGCCACCCUGAGCGAGAGGAGCAAGCAGCGCGCCCAGGAGAGGAAGGAGCAGGAGGAACAGAGGAACGCCCACUCUGGCCUGGCCCUGGAUGUGUGGGCCAUGCAGGACGUGCUGGCUCGCCUGCCCCUCAUCCAGAGCCAGGGUGCUGGGCUGGCAGCUUUCAAGGGGCGGCUGCAAGUGGCCGGCCCUGGCACCGCCGCCCUGUGGGUGACCCCGGCCCCACCUAGGCCAUUGAGCCCGAGCUCCCCACAGCUACAGGCAGGCAGGCACCCAGAACUCCGCCUGAGCUCGGGGACCCCCCUCUGGACUUCGCUCACUGUCUCCAAGGGACGCAGGAGCCCCCAGGCCCAGGCAGCCAGCAGGCGUGGCCCCCCAAGAGCCCAGGAGAGAGUAAGCACCAUGGCCUGCCCUUCCCCAUCAGUGUCCACUUUUCCCUCUGGUGCCUCCUUAGGCCUCCAGUCCCCUCCAGGAGGACUUCUCCCCAGGCUGGGCGAAGAAGACACUGCUUUACACCCCACAAAACCCACUCUCGAAGAAAGGAACCGUCCAGGUGAUGGCCUGCCUGCAGGUCAGGCCACCCAAGGCACACACCAGUGGGGUGCUGCCCGCAGGCAGUAA